AUGGGUUUAACUGAUAAAUUAAAAGGUAUUAAAAAAGAAGAUGUUGAUAAUGCAAAUCAACAAGCUGGUAAAUACGGUGGUGGUAAAGAUGGCCAAACUGGUACCGAUUUAGCUCAAGAAAAAUACCAACAAUAUCACGGUGGUAAUUCAAGCGGUACUGGAUCAAAUGCUGCUGGUGCAGGUACUGGAGCCGGUACUGGAGCCGGUACUUCUGGUGCUGGUGCUGCUGGUGCUGGUGCUGCAGCUGGUGGAUAUGGUGCAGGUUCAUCAUCAUCCCGAGGUCAAGGUUAUGGUUCAAACACAACUUCAUCAGGUUACGGUAAUGAAACUUCAGGUUAUGGCAAUCAAUCAGGUACUACUGGUCAAUCCGGUUAUGGAUCGAAGACUACCUCAGGUCAAUCAGGUCACGGUUCAUCAAACACUUCAUCUGGUUACGGUAAUCAAUCAUCAACUGGCCACCACGGAUCAUCAGGUCAUGAUGGUGCUACAACUGGUGCUGGCACUGCUACUGGUGGUGGUGUUGGUAGUGGUGCUUAUGGUUCAUCAACUACAGGUUCAUCAGGCCCUCAUUCAGGUUCUCACCACUCUGGUUCAGGCCCACAAGCUACUCAAGGUGGUUCUGCAUCUACUGAGUACGGCUCAAAUACCACCUAUGGUCAAUCAACUGGUUCAACUGGUAAUCAUUCAGGUGCUACUACUGGUGCUGCUGGUGCUACUGGUGCUACUGGUGCUGGUUUAGGUGGAGCUUCAUCAGGUUAUGGCUCAUCAGGCCAAUCAGGUCAUGGUUCAUCAGGUUAUGGCUCAUCAGGCCAAUCAGGUCAUGGUUCAUCGGGUCAUCGUUCUGGUGCUACUGGUUCAUCAUUUCAAACUGGUAAUGAUGCUUUAGAUUCAAAAAUUGCAAACUUACCAGAACAUUUACAACAAGAAGCUAAAAAAGAAUUUGAAAGGGGUUACUCAGAUGCUAAAUCAAGUUACAAAUAG
Messenger RNA from Insectozyma verbasci, 981 nucleotides. The record is from the annotation of a GenBank genome assembly. Lineage: Eukaryota; Fungi; Ascomycota; Pichiomycetes; Serinales; Debaryomycetaceae.